Messenger RNA from Lichtheimia ornata, 624 nucleotides. RefSeq names its product UPF0468 protein. The transcript has 4 exons. Bases 1 to 624 code for a protein of 207 amino acids. NCBI's taxonomy places the organism in Eukaryota, Fungi, Mucoromycota, Mucoromycetes, Mucorales, Lichtheimiaceae. Gene Ontology annotation, cellular component: motile cilium; ciliary basal body. The record is from RefSeq and is a predicted model, not a curated record. Gene Ontology annotation, biological process: regulation of cilium beat frequency involved in ciliary motility; positive regulation of cell motility; cilium assembly.
AUGAAUAUAAAUAGUCUGGUUUCCUUUCCAUCUUAUACAGCAUUGGGCAAUACUGAGCCGUUACAGCUAUGGCAUCAACAACUCCCGAUAUCCGACAAUGACAAUGACGACAAUGAUAACAACAACAACAAGGAACCUACAGCACACAUUGAUUUCGUUGAGGAUGAUCUUAUCAGCUCCAAAGUGAUUGAAUUACUCUCUCCCAACCUUGCAGAGACAUACAUCACGUGCCCUUCCAUCCCUGAUCGCACACUUGGUAUCAAGCUUCCAUUCAUUGUUCUCUUGGCAAAGAACCUUGGCAAAUACUUUUCUUUUGAAGUUCAAGUACUGGAUGAUAAGGGGAUUACUCGGCGAUUUCGUGCAUCCAAUUACCAGAUGGUAACACGAGUCAAACCUUACAUUGCAACCAUGCCUAUGCGUCUUGAUCCAGGAUGGAAUCAAAUCGUCUUUGACUUGGCAGAUUAUGUGAAGCGUGCAUAUGGCACCAAUUAUGUCGAGACAACCCGUGUCACCAUCCAUGCCAACUGCCGAUUACGUCGCAUCUACUUUACCGAUAGGCUUUAUGCCGAAGAAGAAUUACCAGCAGAAUUCAAGCUGUUUUUACCAAUUCAAAGAGGGGCAUAA